ACACUCUGGGGAGGAAGCGGGCGAGGUCUGAGAGUCAGUGAAAGAGGAUCAGAGACACGUCGUUCCCCUGGUGUAUAUGCUUGCAGUCUGCAUUGGUGAUGUUGUGUGACGUUCAUUGGUCUUCAGCUUGAAGUGAUCCUGUUGCCUGCGUAGCAGUUGGCCACCGUGAUUACCCGAAUAUAACGCCCGUUCCAUAUAGCGGUAUUUGGGGCAUAUUCAGUCCAGAUGCAAGGAUAAUAACCGGGCUUUCUACUCGGGUGAAGACGGUAGUUUAGUUGCUGAGUAGCGUAGUUUUUCUGUCUAUCGCUGUUGCUCGUUCUUCUUCCAAAAUUACUCCCAAGAAAAAGGCUGGCCGGUUCGAGGAGAAGUGGAACUGGGCUGUGAUUUCGGUUGUUCAUCUCUCUGGACUUCUAGACGAUCAACAUGUCAGGCGAGUCGAGCUCCUCAUCGGGCAGGGCCGGGGGCGGCAGCAGCAGCAGUGGCGACAACAACAACAAUCAGUGCUCCUCACACAGUCAGAACAACGGGAGCUGUGGCCCGGGAGAGCCCUACAAGUCCGACUACACAAUGAUCAGAGAGGCAGGGUUUGAUCACCAGCAUCACUUCAUGCUGUCGUACGGCAUCAAGCCCUGGGAGGAGGGGUCCUACGAGGAGGCAAAAGCCAUCCUGGAUGGCUUCAGAGAGCAGAGCCAGCAGCAGCAAGAUGAUGAUGAUGAUGAUGAUGAUGAUGAAGAUGAUGAUGAUGAUGAUGAUGAUGAUGAUUAUGAUGAUGACGAUGGCUGGUAAGGGAUGACGCGGCAGUCUCUCACGGCGGUAGCGUCGAUGACGAUGAUGACGAAGAGGAUAUUGUUAAUGGCGAGGAUGGCAAUUAUGUGAUGACGUGGCAUUCGCUGAUCAGGGAAGCUUUGAUGAUGAUGAUGAUGGAAGGGAAAACUGGACGGUGAUGAUAACAACGACAUAAUAUAAUGCUGCUGCUGCUGCUGCUGAUGAUGAUAACGAUGGCGUUGAUGACAGUUCUGUGAUGACGCGGCACUCGUUAAUGGUGCUAGCAUCGAUGAUGAUGAUGAUGAUGAUGAUGAUGAUGAUGAUGAUGAUGGGGAUAAUGGCGAAUAUGUGAUGACGUUGCUCUCGCUGAUGGGGAACGCUUCCAGAUGAUGAUGGAUGUGGAAACCUGGGAGGUGGUGGUGAUAACCACCAUGGUGGACUUGAGCGAUGAUCAUGCUGAUGAUGGUGGUAAUGCCGAUGGUGAUGCUAAUGAAAUUGGUGAUGGCUGUUAUGUUAUCACAUGGCACUAUCUCAUGGUUGUAGUGUCGAUGAUAUGAUGAUAAUGGUGGCAAUGAUGGCAGUUUAAUAAUACCAUGACAUGGCACUCGCUCAUGGUGGUAGCGUCGAUGGAAUUGAUGAUUAUGAUGGCGACGAUGACGAGGAGGAUGAGUGAUGUCUGACUAUGAAUUUAGGAGGCAGCCUACGCGCUGCGAGGUCUGUAGAGAAAGACCUGCACAGUCUUUAUCCUGUACGCUAAUCUGGAUGAUGAUGUUCCUAGUAAGAUUCAUCCGGGAGUAAUGUUGAGGUACCCGGGCUUUAAUUUGUAAUGAAAUUUGAUAUAUAUGUAUAUAUUCUAAACAAAGCUGCCUUCUGCUC
Molecule: messenger RNA, 1641 nt
Organism: Chara braunii
Lineage: Eukaryota; Viridiplantae; Streptophyta; Charophyceae; Charales; Characeae
Source: the annotation of a GenBank genome assembly